AUGCUCUGCCUUCGUGGCGGCGCCAGUGCUGCGGCCGUUGUCCUGGCGAGCGACUACUUGAUCCGCGUGGUUACGCAGUUCCAAGACGGCAUCUUUGAAUGCCUGAGGCUGGCCUUCUACCGCAACAAGCACUCUCCCGCGUCCUCGAACUUCAUUGAGCCCAGCCUAGGUAUCGUUCGGCAUGCGAGGCACAUUGCGCUGGACCUCGUCCAAACUGGGGAUAUUCCACUGCUAAUAGCGCUCUUGCAAUGCCACGUGGAUGAUGUCACACGAACAUUUGCUGAUCACUGGAAACUCAUCGACUUUGCCGCGCUGAAUGGACAUUUGGAAGUAGUCGAGUUCCUUCAUUCGACGGGCUCGGUGCUCUCGCCGGGCCAUCUCGCUGUCGUCGAAUUCUUGCACACCCACCGAUGCGAAGGAUGCCGUGCCUUGGCCAUGGACCGCGCGGCUGCAAAUGGCCAUUUGAACGUGGGGUGCACGGCUUGGGCUGUCGCGGCGCAUGGCCAUUUGCGAGUCAUUCAAUAUUUGCUGCAAAAUCGCGACGAAGGAGGCAUGGCUGGAACCAUCGACAAGGCUGCGUCCAAGGGCCAUUUGGACGUUGUCAAGUAUUUACACGCGCAUGCUAUCGAAAGUUGUACACACCGUGCGAUGGACGGCGCUGCCGAAGGCGGGCAUUUGCAGGUGGUGGAGUUUUUGCACUGGCAUCGGCGAGAAGGGUGCUCGUAUCAUGCGAUGAAUCUCGCGGCCAAGAAUGGAUUUUUUAAUAUCGUUCGGUUCUUGCACGACCACCGCCACGAAGGUAUAUUGCAAUAGAUUGUCCGUUCGUUUCCUCAUCGUGCGGUCGUCAGGGUGCACGACCGCUGCCGUCGACAACGCCGCCCGAAAUGGCCACUUCGAAAUUGUCAAGUUUUUGCUCACAUUUCGUACUGAGGGCCACAGCCCAGAUGCCGUGCGCGCGGCCGCGCUCGCGGGUCAUGUCGAGUCGUCAACUACCUCCACGCCAAAAUGAUCGUCGGAUACGAAGAGCGAGAUUCAGGGCUGGCGUCGCUAGCCGUCCCUCGGAUACGCGGUCGAUUGCUGUAAAGUUUUGACUUGGCAUGUGAUAUCCCAUGCACCAAGACAUAUCGACGUAAUCUUCACAUGGCAUCGUCGAGCUCACGGCGAUAGUGCCCGCCGUCCUGGUUGGCUCGACAUGCUCGAGGUCUCAAUGACUAAUCUGCCCCGCCGUUGCUGAGAUGCAAGGGCCGUCGCGUAAUCAAGAUGGCUUGGUGAGCACUGCGCCCGCAUGCCGAAUCUACUUCCCGAUCUCUUAACCUCUUGCACAAUGAUACAAAGAGGUGAACACAAACCGGGGAGCCUCAUGCACAUGCUCAUGCUCUGUCGCGCAGCACAUCCACUUUCGUAACUCGAUCGCGAGCGGUCGAAGCCCUGCAACGCUCUGGAAGGUCGCCGAACUACCCAAAAAUUUCGGC
Aphanomyces invadans is the source of this 1472-nucleotide messenger RNA. RefSeq lists its product as hypothetical. The record is from RefSeq and is a predicted model, not a curated record. The transcript is spliced from 4 exons. Lineage: Eukaryota; Oomycota; Saprolegniomycetes; Saprolegniales; Verrucalvaceae. Gene Ontology annotation, molecular function: protein binding. The coding region runs from base 1 to 813 and encodes 270 amino acids.